AUGAUUAAGUGCAGACUUCGAGCUUCUCUCCACCAUCAAUUGACCGAAUUAGCCUUACCAGUGGAAGGUGGAGGUGUGAUUCCAAAACUGAAGACAGAAAAGCCUGAACCAUUUGGGGUAAGCAUUCAAGGCAUUUCCUACACUCCUUCCCACCCUUCCGUCCCUCUAUGGCAGAGAAUCAGUGGUACCAAAAAGAAACCCUAUGCCUCAUUUUCUAAGGCAGACAGCUUCCCCAGCAUGAAGGAUAUAGCACUGGAAGUGGGGAACUCUUCUCCAGUUCCUUCUCUGGAUUUUGAGAACUGCAAUGAUGAAGAAUGUACCUUCAAGUUCGGAACUUCACUCUCUGUUAUGAUUAAGAAUGAACCAUCUAUAAUCAACCUUCUCCAGUUGAAGGAGGCAAUUUCAGCUUUUGUCAAGGUCCCAAAGGCUUCCAAGAGGUCAGUUCCUAAUGGACUUGAUUGUUGUGACAUUGAAUUUAAGAGUGUGGAAUCAAGAAACACAGCACCAUUAAUUGGCAGUAUAACAGUAAAGAACUUCAGUCUCCCAAUAUCCUUGCUGCACUCGUUCGAAACUGUUACAAUUACAAUUGGCAACAUCAGCUCAGAGACCGCAGAUUCAGCAAUACACUCUACAUGCACAUUAUGUGGUCGUUUGGAGGGGCUGGUGAGGACAAAAGAGGAUGUUUUGGAUGCCAUAUUUAGUGUGAAGGGUGAGACAGACACAAAAAGUAUACUAAAGAAGUAA
Theobroma cacao (cacao) is the source of this 744-nucleotide messenger RNA. Lineage: Eukaryota; Viridiplantae; Streptophyta; Magnoliopsida; Malvales; Malvaceae. The record is from RefSeq and is a predicted model, not a curated record.